Labrus mixtus (cuckoo wrasse) is the source of this 8065-nucleotide messenger RNA. RefSeq names its product myosin 1D (gene myo1d). The record is from RefSeq and is a predicted model, not a curated record. NCBI's taxonomy places the organism in Eukaryota, Metazoa, Chordata, Actinopteri, Labriformes, Labridae. The transcript is spliced from 22 exons. The coding region runs from base 402 to 3416 and encodes 1004 amino acids. Gene Ontology annotation, cellular component: microvillus; plasma membrane; cytoplasm. Gene Ontology annotation, biological process: actin filament organization; vesicle transport along actin filament. Gene Ontology annotation, molecular function: microfilament motor activity; ATP binding; actin filament binding.
GGGAGAGAAACUCCAGGAAAACGGACGGAGCUGGCGCACGGUGUAACGGGACGAGGAUACAUGAUUAUCGGCGUAAAAAAGAGGACAACUUUGUAUGGAUACGAGGACAUUUGGGGAUUUCUUUCGUCUUCGAACACAAAAACUUGACUUUAAGGAAAGAAAAAACGCGUUUGUAAUCAUUUAUAUUCACUUUUUUUUUUAUAGCUUCAGAGUAUUUAAUUUAACAUGACAGGAAUUACACUUUGAAACAAGUGAAAUGCGAAUCGACUGCACAUCUGUCCAGUAAAGGAGAGGAGGUGCUCAGAGAAGCCCGCCAAUGUUUACCUGCUGUCGGCACUUCAAAGCAAUUGUUUAAAAGAAAAAAAACUAGUUUCUCCACGCGCAGACAUCAAGGUAGCAGCAUGGCAGAGCACGAGAGCCUGGAGUUUGGAAAAGCAGAUUUUGUGCUUUUGGACAACGUGUCUAUGGAGGAAUUUAUGGCUAACCUAAAACUCAGGUUUGAGAAGGGGAGGAUCUACAGCUACAUCGGGGAGGUGGUGGUGUCCGUCAAUCCUUAUCGUGCCAUGAACAUCUACGGCCGCGACACCAUCGAGCAGUACAAGGGCCGCGAGCUGUACGAGAGGCCGCCGCACCUCUUUGCCAUCGCUGACGCUGCUUACAAAGCCAUGAAGAGGAGGAACAAAGACACCUGUAUCGUCAUCUCAGGGGAAAGCGGAGCAGGAAAAACCGAAGCCAGCAAGUACAUCAUGCAAUACAUCGCUGCUAUCACCAAUCCCAAUCAGAGGGCCGAGGUCGAAAGGGUAAAAAACAUGCUGCUUAAAUCCAACUGUGUCCUGGAGGCCUUCGGGAACGCCAAGACCAACCGCAACGACAACUCCAGCCGCUUCGGCAAAUACAUGGACAUCAACUUUGACUUUAAGGGAGAUCCCAUCGGAGGCCACAUCAACAACUACCUCCUGGAAAAGUCCAGGGUGAUUUUCCAACAGCCAGGAGAGAGGAGCUUUCAUUCCUACUACCAGCUGCUGAGAGGAGCUCCAGACUCUCUGCUGCGCUCUCUUCACAUCCAGAAGGACCCGACGGCUUACAACUACAUCAAAGUCGGAGGCCAAAUUAAGUCUUCCAUCAACGACGGAGCAGAAUUCAAAGCUGUAGCAGAUGCCAUGAAAGUGAUCGGCUUCACGGCGGACGAGAUUCAGACUGUUUACAAGAUCCUGGCCACCAUCCUGCAUCUGGGAAACCUGACGUUCGGGGUCGACGGUGACGUGACGCUGAUAGAGAACCCGAAGCUGGUGUCUGUGAUCAGAGAUCUGCUGUCCACCAAAGAGGAAAACGUGGAGAAGGCCAUGCUGUACCGAACUGUGGCCACGGGGCGAGACGUCAUCGAAAAACAGCACACGACGCAAGAGGCCAGCUACGGGCGGGACGCUCUAGCCAAGGCCAUGUACGAGCGUCUCUUCUGCUGGAUCGUGGGGCGGAUCAACGACAUCAUCGAGGUGAAAAACUACGACGCCAGAGUCCACGGGAAGAACACGGUUAUCGGGGUGCUGGACAUCUACGGCUUUGAGAUUUUCCAGAACAACAGCUUUGAACAAUUCUGCAUCAACUACUGUAACGAGAAGCUGCAGCAGCUUUUCAUCCAGCUGGUGCUGAAGCAGGAACAGGAAGAGUAUCAACGGGAGGGAAUCCCCUGGAAACAUAUCGAUUACUUCAACAACCAGAUCAUUGUGGAUCUGGUGGAGCAGCAGCACAAGGGGAUCUUCUCUGUGCUGGACGAAGCCUGCAUGAAUGUGGGCAAAGUGACGGACGAAGUGUUCCUGCAGGGACUCAACGGCAAGCUGGCCAAACACGCCCACUACACCAGCCGCAAGCUCUCACCCACUGACAAGAGCCUGGAGUUUGACAGAGACUUUCGCAUCAGGCACUACGCAGGCGACGUGGUGUACUCAGUGGUCGGUUUCAUUGAUAAGAACAAAGACACUCUGUUCCAGGAUUUUAAAAGGCUGCUGUAUAACAGUUCUAACCCGGUGCUGAAGGCGAUGUGGCCCGAGGGCAAGCUGCGCAUCACCGAAGUCACGAAGAGGCCGCUGACGGCUGCAACGCUCUUCAAAAACUCCAUGAUCUUGUUGGUGGAGAACCUGGCCAGCAAGGAACCGUACUAUGUUCGCUGCAUCAAACCCAACGAUGUGAAGUCUCCGCUGCUGUUCGAGCAGGAGCGCUGCAGACAUCAGGUGGAGUACCUCGGGCUGCUGGAGAACGUCAGAGUGCGACGAGCCGGCUUCGCCUACAGACAGACGUAUCCUCGUUUUCUACAGAGGUACAAGAUGAUCUCAGAGUUCACGUGGCCAAACCACGACCUUAAAUCAGACAAAGAUGCCGUGAAGAGGCUCCUGCAGGGCUGUGGAUUCGACCACGACGCGGCCUACGGAAAAACCAAAGUCUUCAUCCGCACACCGCGUACCCUCUUCAGCCUGGAGGAGCAGCGGGUAGAGAUGGUCCAGAGGAUCGUCCUCUUCCUCCAGAAGGUGUGGAGGGGCACGCUUGCCAGGAUGCGAUACCGGCGGAUGAAAGCGGCCCUCGUCAUCCUGCGGGCGUACCGACGGUACAAGGUCAAAACAUACAUCAAGGAGGUGAACCGGCGCUUCAAAAACGUGCGAUCUAUGAAGGAUUACGGCAGACACGUGAAGUGGCCAACGCCUCCGAAAGUCCUGAGAAAGUUUGAGGAGGCUCUCAGGAACAUCUAUAACAGGUGGUGGGCGUGGACGCUGAUCAAAGGUCUGUCUCCAGAAGAGGCCCUGCAGGUGAGAGCCAAGGUAGCCUGCCUGGAGACUCUGAAGGGCCAGAGGGUCGACUUAGGACUACAGAGGGCCUGGGAAGGAAACUACCUGAAGCGAGACAACCCCGACUCCGCUUCAUCUUUCACACUUGUUUCCAGCGAGUUGCAGCGGAAAGACAAAUUCAUGAGAGUUUUAUUCUCCUGCAACGUGCGAAAGAUCAACCGUUUCCACAAGGCGGAGGACCGGACUGUGCUCAUCACCGACCGCCACCUGUACAAGAUGGACCCCCUGAAGCAGUACAAACCCAUGAAGAGCAUCCCCCUCUACAACGUGACCGGAGUGAGCGUGUCUCCUGGGAAGGACCAGCUGGUCGUGUUCCACACCAAGGACAGCCGGGAUCUGGUGGUGUGCCUGCAGGGCAUGGUGCCCGCCAACGAGAGCCGAAUCGGGGAGCUGGUCGGCACCCUGCUCAGCCACUUCAAGAGCGAGAAGAGGAAGCUGCAGGUGAACAUCUCCAGUCCCAUCCAGUGCAGCAUGAGCGGCAGGAAGUGCACGGUCAUUGUGGAGCCCAAGAUCAACCAAUCACAGCCAGACUUCACCAAGAGCCGAUCUGGUUACAUCCUGGCCGUCCCUGGCAACUAAACCAACGGGCCAAAAAGCGGAAGAAAAGAAAAAUAGCUGACAGCUGAUUUAAAAACCACGCCAAGGUGAUGAUGAAGAUAAUGAUGAUGAUGAUGAUGAUGAUGAUGAUUCAUUUUUGAUUCACUUGUGUUUUUGCAGAGCUGCUGAUAAUGAGAUGACUCAGUUUGCAGCUCUUUAGGAGGAUUCGGUUAAUUGGAUCUGUGAAAAUGCAAAGCCAUGCCAAAUUGUAGAUUUCUAUGCAAUAUAACUUUAAACAGAAAGUGUGCAAAAACACUUCCAAUUUAAUGCUUAACAGAUUUUUCUUUCUUUUUUACGCACUACAUGAUAAUGAUAAUCUACCAAAGUAGCGUUUCUUCUAGUUUAAAAUCCACAUUUUUAAGUUGAUUUUCUGUGCAAUAUUUAGAUAAAAUAUCAUAAAAAUAAAAAAUAAAAAAAAGGCUUUGCAGGGCGUAUGAAUCCCUGCAGCUCCCUGUGCAGGAGCCGGAUCUAAAACGAUCCCUGAAAAUGAAGCAAGAUGAUAUUUAUGUGUGACAGAAUCGAGGGAAAACUCUGUUUUUGUGAUUUAUGUUCUGAGGAAUAAUUAUGUCAAUGACCUGAAUUUAAGACUUACUUUCCCCACACGUUAAAUGAAAGGAAAUGCAGAGUCCACUUUUAGUUCAGUAAAUGUUUACAAUCACAUGUGGAAACAGCGAGGAGGAAAAAUGUGAUUCAGUGAUUCAGCUUGUCUCAUUCGUUGUUAGUUUGUUAGUCAGAGGAUGUGUUGAGCAUAUCCUGAGCAUCGCGAGUUAUUAUAAUUUAAAUUCUGCUUUUCAUAAUCUCUACUACAACGUCUAUCUUUUAUAUAAUAAUCUCUAAUACUGCUUGUAUAUUUAAGGUUAGAAAAUACUUUAUUAAGCAUAGAAAUACAAUGCUAUACCUUAAUAACAGAAGGCAAAUAUGAAGACAAUAACCAAAGUAUUUAAGUCCAUAUUCUCUAGUGUAGCAGCUGAGUGUUUGUGGCCAGUACUGUGUUAUCCCACGUGAACUCCAGCCCCUGAACACAACCUCAUUUGCCAUCUUUGUGUUGCGUGAAUAGGCUAAUGACUUGUAGUGGCCCUUACUCGUUUGGAAUAGACUUCCACUUGACAAAUAUCCCCUUCAACACAGAGGGGGGAAAAAAAAAGAGUGUGUGAGUGCGACUGUAGGCGCGUGUGUGUACUGUGUGCAUGUGUGUGUGUGUCUGUUAGCUCUCCUGUUCUUGGCUCUGAGACCGAGAGUCUGGCUAAUGGCCACAGAGAAGCAGUGCAGACAGACGGCUGUGAAGUCUGUAAUCAGGCUGCUGUCCUACUUUACCGCCCUGUUCCAUGAUGGGAGUGACUUCUUGUAUGAGCAGAAGAUCUUUGGAGGCCUGAUGUCCGUCUGAUGCUGCUGCUGCUAAACUCCAUUCACUAUUCUCCAGCCAAUUCACACAAGUCUCAUCAUCAGCACUUGAACACUGAGAUUUUGGUUACAUCAGAGCAGUCAGGGUGGAACCCCCUGUGUGUGUGUGUGUGUGUGUGUGUGUGUGUGUGUGUGUGUGCGUGCAUGUGAAGCUACCGCUGUUGUUUUGCACCUUGUGCUUCCACAACGCUGUAUGUAAAAUCACAUUCUGGGAUACCAAUAUCACGUCGAUAGGGAUACAUUAUGAAAGUCCAAAGGCGUAAUGAUGGCAGGACUUUCUCUACGGCGCAGUUGCAAUAUUGUAUGUGCUUGUAUGGUUAAUAUAAUAUCUAUUUUGUCCACAGAUAGAGUAGACUACAAGUCUAAGGACUACAAACGUGCAUUUUCAUCGCUCUAAAACUCUACUCAAAGGUUAGAGUUUCAUAUUGGCCUUGGUUAUUAGUUAAUAUAAUUAAUUAGCUUAUUAAUUAAUCUGUUCAAAAACAGCCUCACCACAAGUUAGCAUUCGAGCUAACCUCUUAACAAGUUAGCCAGCGUGACACAUGCUAAUGCUACACCAUGUGCUCUCCCAGUUUUUUUUCUUGUUAUCUUUACUGGGCUUUUUUUCUUUCCCUGUCAUUUUGUCCUAAUGACUGUCCUUAAUUUCACUGAGUAAUCCUGCUGAAGUAAGAGGAAAACUCCAAAUGAGUGCUAAAUGGACUUUGGUUAUCGAGCUAACUGCCAAUUAGCAAAUGUGCUAGCUCAGAGGCUAAUGGGAAAUUAGGUUUUUGCGGUUAACUCAAGCGUGCAGCCCUUUAACUGACUGGACAAAACAGAAGUUGAAGUCCUUAAAAACCAUCCUCUCUCUGGACUUUCUUACCCUCCAUUUCCCCAAAGGUUAGCACUUUCUAAGGGAUUUGCAAUAGGUUAAAAGUGUAAAUGUUCAUGUCAACAUGCACCAAAGUCAAACUUGACUUCACCUUCCAAAGCAAAAGUUGCAAGAUUGUUUUCUAACCUUUUGUUUCCCAAGUCAAGAAGCCGUUUCUUUGAAUAUCAGCUUUAAAGCAGAAAGGCUAAAAGUACUAGAAACACUUUGAUUCCAGCCAUGGUCUUAAAGAUAAUAUGACAAAUGUUUUCCAGAAUCUCUUUAGACCGGAAAACAGAAAUUGUUUCACUUUGUGCCCACAGAGAUUUUCUGUACUGUCUCUGCACAAAGUAAAGAUUGGCGACUGUGGGCUGGAGAUCGACAGCUCAGGGUCAGGAAUCGGAGCUCCCUCUGUGUCUGGCCUAGUUGAAGAGGCAGAGCAACUCUUGUCGACUUUAAUUCGCCAGGAAGGACGAAUCGUUAGCAGUUAUUUUAACCACAGUAGCAUUGUGCCUAAGUGUUGACUGAACAACUCGUUUAUCUUAAUUAGUUUGUAAGUACUCGUGGAGCAAAUCUCUUUCCUGCCUGGCAGAGCGGUGGCGGCUGACCUUGUCCUGUUGCUCGGUUUAAAAAAACACAACUCUCUGAUAGAGAAAGGAGUCGUUUGGGGAAACUGGUGCAUGGAUUAAGGAAGUGACAUGGGUAGCGUUAAUAGGCGAUUUUCAGAGGAGCUCAAGCGCAGAGGCUGCCUGCGAUGAGUGUGUGUGUAAGUGUGUGUGUGUGUGUGUGUGUGUGUCUGCUGCUCUCCAUAUCCUUCAGCAGUGUAAUCUCCCACAGGGCCUCUCCUCCUCUCUGCUCCGCUAUUCACCGCUCAUCAUUAGGAUGGACUCCGUGUCACUCCUCACUUCAGCGCUUCUCUCUCCGCUUUCUUAAGGCUAAAGGGGGUUCGUGAACAAAGCCUCGCUUGGCCUCCUCUUGCUUUUCCCUCUCCUUCUCAACUCCACCCCUCCCUUACUCCUUCCACUUUUUUUUUUUUUUUUCCUCACUCUUCUUCUGUCAGAUCACUUCGCUCCUCGCCCACUCCGGCUGACUGUACCGUCCUGCAGGGCAGUGAACGUUUUCCUAUUUUUCUUCUUUUUUUUUUUCCUUCAGCCGUCCUGUGCCCGCGAGGCCUGGAAAUAAAAAGGGAAACAACACCAGCAACGAGAAAUAUCCAACAAACGAGUACAGAGCAGAAACAAGACGUGUCAAACAAUAGGAGAAACAUGCAGCAGCAACAAAAGAGAUAUUGGGAUCCAAAACCUAUCAUAGAUAACGAGAAUGUUAUCCUAUUACAAAUCCCAUUUAAAUAAAAAUAACAAUGUGCCAAUGGCUGCUCAGAUCUAAUGCAAAGCUCAAAUAUUCAGCUGGGGUGUUUUCUGGAGGAUUUCUAAACCAGUUAAUAUUCCCUCUUACCAUCUUUCAGAGUACUCCCCUCAAACAGAAAAACACAUCUCAUUUCCAUGUGUGACUUUUUCUUGCUAUUCUGUGAACGUGUGAGUACAGUAAAGACAGAGAGACAGUCGAGCUACAGACCCAGAAACAGCCUGAAAUAGAGUUGUUUAUAGGCAUGAUGAAAUACAGGAUCAGAGUGGAUUUAGAACAAGAAACUUCACACACAUGUUUUGGGGAGCUCUGAGACUUAUUUGUUGAAAAGGAGUAUAAUAUGUGACCUUUAAACAGUUUUUGAACCGCAUUGGAUACACACAAUAAGAUCAAUUUAAAGUUCUUUGGGGGUCUUUUCAUGUUGACUACAGAAUACCAUCACAUUAAUGAUUAGUUUUGUUCAGCAAAGAUGACUUUUCCGCUCUAUUAUUAACCUAAACGCAGGUUUAAUAAUCAAACAAUCCCUUUACCCCUUCCUAAUUAUCACUUUUAUUAAUGGGCAUAAAGAGAACGUUGGUUAUGAAUGUUAACACGAGAAGAUGUGUGCCAUUGUGUUCUUCCCUACACUGUUCUAUGCAGUUUUCAUCGUACACUUGUAUGUGUUUUUUUGUUCCAUACGUACAAAAGAGUCUCAUUAUUAAGCCCAUCAUUGUUAGCCAAAAGGCUAACACGUUCCAUUUUCCUCUCCAUAAUUUAUUCCUGUGGCUCAAAGCAAAGUCUGUAUGCACACACCUUUCAUUCAAUAAGUGCCUUAUUUUAUAUCGAGUUUAUAUUUUGCAUAUUUGUGAUUACAUUCCAUCGGUAUACUGUAAUAUCUAGAUCAAGACUAAAGGGAACGUCAUCGCUGUAAUACUAUUUCUGUGCAAAUGUAUUCUGUAUCAAUGCAGAUUGUGUAUUCCAUGAUGUUCAGUAAGGAAAAAAAUGUCAUUAAUCGUUUUAUUAAUAAAUGUAUUUGCUUCAA